Messenger RNA from Trichoderma gamsii, 2280 nucleotides. RefSeq lists its product as hypothetical. The record is from RefSeq and is a predicted model, not a curated record. Bases 1 to 2280 code for a protein of 759 amino acids. The transcript has a single exon. NCBI's taxonomy places the organism in Eukaryota, Fungi, Ascomycota, Sordariomycetes, Hypocreales, Hypocreaceae.
AUGGAUGUUACGAAUCUUGCAAUUAGUAUCGCGGCUCUCUACACGACGUGUCGCGACAGUUAUAGUUUCUUCACCGCUGUGACAAAAGCGGAGACAGAAUCUUCAGCCCACCUACGGGAACUAGAAAUUCAGCAGUCCAUUCUCAAAGCUUGGGGAUUCCAUUGGCAGAUUCAAAGUGAAAGCGGCAGCGAGCCAGAGCACUCCAAUCACGCCAAGCGAAAAGAGACCAAACUUUACAAAUACCUUUUGAGCAAUCGAUUCAAAGCCGAAGGCGUCUUUAGCACUCUUUCUGCUCUCGCUGAUACACUGUCCGACCAGGAGAAACUCACCAGGCGCUAUGGUAUCCAGCUUCACCCAGCUCAGGCCAUCCAAGAUGGACAGGAGUUGGCCAAUAAUGUUCAGCUGGUCAUCCAGAAGGCUAAGAUUGAGGAUGUCGAGCCGGUGAUCAGUGAAAUCAAGAGUCGCCUCUCCAUACUUAACAAGUUCAAAUGGGCCUUGAAAGACAAGGACAACUUCAAGAAACUUAUCGCCGAGUUGAGAUCUCAUAGCGACUCGCUCUACCGCCUUUGUCCUGAAAAUGCAUUCGAAUCGAUGAAUAUAUAUUUCACCAUGGAAUGCUUGGCCAAUCAGGAGUCGCCAGUAGGUCUGAAGUGGACUUCAAGGCUCGCAACAGAGCAAGCAGAAGUCGAUGGAAAGUCUUCAGUGCUGGAAGGCUACAAAUUGCUAGCUUCCACAGCCACUUUGAAAGCAUCGGUGAAUGAAAACAGAAAUAGAAAGGAAGCGAACGACAUAGCUCUUACCAGCAUUGACGAAGAGCAACACCAAAUGCAGUAUUUAGGAAAGGGCCUCGCUCUUUUUGAAGAGCAAGUCGUUUACGUAGAAAUGAGAGACUACCGCGGGCCGCCACGAGAACUCACUACAAAACAAAAAGAGCAAGUGAAGCAGCAAAACGAAGAGUACCUGAAGCGACUGAAGGCAAAGAUAGAUAUAAAUAUGCUCUAUUCCGGUAAGAUCAGCAGAGAGCAGAUUGACAAAUAUAACAGCAUCAUCGACUCCGAAGAAGAUGACGAACCAAUCGAGAUUAUCAGACCAGACGAUCCCGAGCUUCGCGACCUUAUCAGGAACUUUUUCAACACCUUUCACGGUGCUAACAUGAUGGGAAACGUCUAUGGUUUGGAUAUCGCUGGUAUGAUCGACCACAAAGCUGGCGAGCACAAAGGUCAUUGCAGCAUUCUCUACAGGUUACCCGGCACAAUCGGCGUUCAGAGCCGUGAUCGGCCUGCGGAGAACCUGAAGCUUCGCGCACCUGUGACGCUGCAAUCGCUCCUUGGAGUCAAGCAAAAACAAGGCAUCCGAUCCAUGCUCGGUGCACGUUUCGAGCUUGCUAGAAAGCUUGUCCGUGCGGUUUGUCUGCUUCACUCCAGUGGCUGGCUACACAAGAAUAUACGCGCAGAAUCAGUCAUUUUCUUUCCCGAACAUGUGAGUGCACUGCAGGAGGACCGAUACGAGGUUAAGAUCGAGAUCAAUGUCUCAAAGCCUGUUUUGAUGGGCUACAUCUUCUCACGGCCAGACGAUAUCAUCACACAAAUUAACGCACCAACUGUCGAAGAUAACAUCAGAGACGACACCAAAGAUGACAACAUAAAUAAAAUCAGAGGUUUUCUCAAAGAUUCUAUCAAAAAUUCUAUCAAAGAUGAUAUCAAAGAUGAUAUCAAAGAUGAUGUCAAAAUUGAAAUCGAAAAUGAAAUCAAUGAGGAUAGCGAAGAUGAUAUGAGGCCGAAACCGCCAAUGAAGCUAAAACCAUCCGGAAAAUUGGUGGAGGCUAGCUCGAUAAAGUGGAUACACAGAAAGGAGAUUUCUCGCUUUGGUAGCAUAUAUGGUCGCAAUAUGCUUGAAAGGAAAGCCGUGGCCGAGCGUACGAGCAAGAUAAAUAUCAUUGGCUUUACGCUUGACUGUUAUCAGCAUCCUGCGAAGCAUGCGGAUCCACAGCGCCAGUAUCGUCACGCAUAUGAUGUGUACUCUCUCGGUAUUCUUCUACUUGAAGUCGGGCUAUGGGAAAAACUGAGGGACUGCGAGAUUGAAGAAGAGGAUCAUUAUGAGCGAAGACGAUGGAUUUGUCGAGAGUAUCUUGAUCGCCUGAGAUGGGCAUGCGGAGACACUUAUGCGGAUGCUGUGCUUAGCUGUCUCAUGAUUGAGAGCAGUGAUGACGAAAUAGCGAAGGCGAGUGAGAGGGAGCUUUGUGCUAGAAUUAUGGCAGACUUGGAGGGCUGCCAGGCUUAG